GGAUCUACUUUGUCUAUAUGUAUUUACGUCUGUUGCCCGACCACCAGUAUAAAGCGUUAACAAAUUAAAUCGUGAACUUUAUAAACUUUCCAAUGUGAAGUCUCGCGAUAGAACAUUCAGUUGCUGUAGCAACGAGUCUGACUCCCCGCUGGUAACGUUAGCACGCUUUUGUUUAUUAUUUACUACACUCGUCAAACGCCGUUUCGGUUUUGGCUUGUAGAUACGGAAUGCCUUAGCUAGUCACGGUAAUAUCAAUGUUAAACAUCUUCGUUUUUUAUUCGUUUACCAUGUUAUUUCUACACAGUCUCAUCCUCUGGUAUUAUCUAGCUAAUUCUUGCUACCAAUCGUCGCAUGCCAACUCGCAUGUUAGCUAGCUUUAGCUAUUUUACAGUCGGCAAAGGAGCAGUGUCUAUCACAGAAAAACAUUAGCUAUAUUUGUGAAAAGCGCAGCCGCUCUCCCACUCCUGGACUAGACGGCGGUGCUAUGGCCGCCGUGCACAGUUUGAUACCGGCACGCUUUCUCACUUUAACGGCCCAUCUGGUCAUCGUCAUCACCAUCUUCUGGUCGCGGGAGAGUAACGUCCUGGCCUGCCUCCCUCUGGAUUUCACACAGGAGGAGUUUAACAGCAAGGACACAGAGCUGGUGGUGGCUCUGUCCGUGACACUGGGCCUGUUUGCAGUGGAGCUGUCCGGCUUCUUCUCAGGAGUUUCCAUGUUCAACUCCAGCCAGAGCCUGCUGUCUCUGGCUGCUCACUGCAGCGCGUCCGUCUGUCUGUCCUUCUUCGUCUUCCAGAAGUGGGAGUGCUGGACUUACUGGUUCAUUUUUGCCUUCUGCAGUGCACUCCCAGCGUUGGUGGAAGUCUUCCUCUUCAUCGCGGUAUUUGGGCUGAAGAGGAAGCCGGUAUGAGGAGCUCACGGGCCUCAAGUUCAGAACCUACAGAGCCUCCAGAACCAGGAUCAGACCCCAAAGCCCCCCCCCCCCCAACCCCCUCACCCCUACAGAGCCCCCCCACGCCACCAUAACCCCUUUCAUUCCCAAGUCCACCCCGGGCUGUUGGAGUGCCAGGCUGAUUUACACUGCGGAGGUAGACGGACAGUGACCAUGCGUACAUCACCAAGAUUAAACCUCUCACCGCUGGACGGGGGCACGAGGCCGCACCCCUCCAGGCCCGACGGGACCAGGCUUCCCGUCGCAUUCCCAGCUUCCUGUUUGACCGCUAUCACAGACCAAAUCCCUGAACUUCCCUUUUUAAUUCUUUUCCCCAUUACUAAGUCUUGUUAUUCUGCAGUUUUUCUGUUGGUACUGUGCCGCACCUGUGGAAGGUCAGGCCUGUCGAAGGAAGAUUGAGUUUUCACAUCUCUGCCAAUUAGAAUAAUCUGUUCCUAUGGAAAAGUUCAGCUAAUGUAAGAAAUGUUCUGACGUUUGUAAACGACUCUCCUCCCGCACACAGGUGGUGUAAGAGCUUAAGUCUGAUUUCAUCCUCAUGUACAAAUGGAAGAAAAAUAAACUUUUUUAAUUUCCUCC
Messenger RNA from Anguilla anguilla (European eel), 1525 nucleotides. RefSeq names its product transmembrane protein 107-like. Lineage: Eukaryota; Metazoa; Chordata; Actinopteri; Anguilliformes; Anguillidae. Bases 485 to 907 code for a protein of 140 amino acids. The transcript has 6 exons. Gene Ontology annotation, cellular component: MKS complex. Gene Ontology annotation, biological process: protein localization to ciliary transition zone; non-motile cilium assembly. The record is from RefSeq and is a predicted model, not a curated record.